Messenger RNA from Tachysurus fulvidraco (yellow catfish), 2912 nucleotides. RefSeq names its product C1q-related factor (gene c1ql1l2). The transcript is spliced from 2 exons. NCBI's taxonomy places the organism in Eukaryota, Metazoa, Chordata, Actinopteri, Siluriformes, Bagridae. Gene Ontology annotation, molecular function: protein binding. Bases 518 to 1270 code for a protein of 250 amino acids. The record is from RefSeq and is a predicted model, not a curated record.
ACUCUCGAUCUGUGAUUCUGCCUCUGCAAACAGCCCAGGUUUCUCCUCCCCUCCUCUGCAUCUGCCGCUUUACUCCUGCUCACACUCGCGCUCACUUUGUCCUCUCGCUCUCCACCCUGCGUCACAGCCUGCAAUUCUCUCAACUAAACCCUGGGAUUGACUUUUUUUAGGGAAGGAGUUGUGUGUGAGGGGAUGUAGGAGGUGUCUGAGUCCAGCGCUGGAAGCUAAGCCAUCCAGGAACAGAUGCAGGGAAAGUGACGGCACGUGUGUGUAUGUGGGUCUUCUUCUCCUUCACUCACACUUCAAGGCACUUUCCAGGAUACUAGCUGUGUCCUGCUGUCCUUUCAGUCCAUCACACAGACUCACACACACACACACACACACUCAAGCUCCUCUUGGCUUUAGGCUAUUUACAUCAGGCACCAUUUCGGCCCCGGCCAGAGCGACCCUGGCCACCCAGCCGCUCCCGCGCCUCGGUCUGGGCAGGAAGAGCCUGGCAGCGGCGGCUGUAGGUGUUAUGCUGCUCCUGGUGCUCGUGGUGCUCAUUCCGGUGCUGGUGAGCUCCGUAAGCACCGAUGCCGGCCAGUAUGAGAUGCUGGGUGCCUGCCACAUGGUGUGUGACCCUUACUUGAGCAGCAAAAGUGCCGUGACAGGUCCAGCGGGCACAGGGUCUGAGGCACCGCCGCCACCCUCCACUCUCGUCCAGGGGCCACAGGGGAAGCCGGGACGGCCGGGCAAACCCGGACCUCCAGGGCCACCCGGGGAGCCAGGCCCCCCGGGUCCGAUGGGGCCCCCGGGGGACCGAGGAGAAAGAGGGGACCGCGGCACAAACAGCAUUAACGGAGCUAUCAGCACGGUGACAUACAACACACAGCCACGUGUUGCUUUCUAUGCCGGGCUCAAGAACCCACACGAGGGCUACGAGAUCCUCAAGUUCGAUGAUGUUGUCACCAAUCUGGGCAACAACUAUGACGGCGCAUCGGGAAAGUUCAUCUGCAGCGUGCCUGGCACCUACUUUUUCAUCUACCAUGUGCUGAUGCGUGGAGGUGACGGCACAAGCAUGUGGGCUGACCUGUGCAAGAACGGACAGGUGAGAGCAAGUGCCAUCGCUCAGGAUGCAGACCAAAACUAUGACUACGCCUCCAACAGCGUCAUCCUGCACCUGGACGCCGGAGACGAGGUCUACAUCAAACUGGACGGAGGCAAAGCCCACGGCGGCAACAACAACAAAUACAGCACUUUCUCCGGUUUCAUCCUGUACGCCGACUGAGAGCAGUACUGCAGAGCUCAAGGAAAGGACAAGAAGAAGACGAGGUAGACGAAAACGACGGGACGAAGGCGGCUUUGUCAUCCCAGCGCUUUUUUCACCUCGCAGGAUCAUCCUGUUGCAUCAACCAUCUUUUUUUUUUGUUGUUGUUGUUGGCAAAACUCUAGUAAGAGACUCUCAGUGGACCCUCAGAGGGGGUUCUUUCUGCUCUAUGAAUCACCUUAAUGACAAAAAAAGGAAGAAAAUUGAAAAUGUUGUGAAAAAAAAACCAAACCUUUCCUUUCUUCCUGUGAGACUCCUACAGGACUUUCAAAUGGCAGAGAUCUUUAUUCUCAUCGUCGCGUGUUAUACGUCUCCCCGUCUCCGCAUCUCAUCUCCCGUCCAUAGAUAUUUAUCUACGAGAUACGAGAAUGAUCCGAGAUGUCUGUCCCUUGUGGAGAAAAAGAAAAUUAAAUAUUUUUUUGAAGGCUUGCUUUAUUGACUAAAGAAUCGUUUGAGAUUGAGUUAAGCCUAGUUAAAAACCUAUUUCAGAUGAUUGAAAAUUAUUGUGCAUCUUGAAGAUUUGUGCCAUCCUUAGCGCUUUUUUGGUUCGUUUUCUUUUUCUCCCAUUUCCUGAACAACUGAAGAUCGCCGGUCGUCGUUUUUCAGCGUGUCGUGCUGUGUCUGGUGCAGACGUGUGACUCGUGACAGAACAUUAUCUGUAAAGAAUGUUUCAGAAACACAAAUGAAAAAUCUUUAUUCUUUUAUUUAUUUCUUUUUAUUCAUCGCUUAGACGAAUAAUCCUCUCUACCGUGACACCAGGCCCAAAUAUUACAAAUGUCAUUUUCCCUGUUAAAUUACUGGCAUGUUUAAAAAAAUAUAGAUUUUAAACCACGGGUUCUCAAACUUUAUAGGGUUUUUUCCCAUUAUUAGACAUUUAUUUCAAAAAAAGCUGUUCAAAUAUUAGGUACAUUAAUUAAACAUGUUCAGUAAUAUUUUUAGCUGUUUAUUAAAGUAUCGAAACAUCCGAAACAUCAUUAAAAUAUCGCUACAGGGUUUCCCAAAAGUCUCCAUACAGCGGGGAAAUUAUUACUGUUGUUUAUUAUUUUAUAAAAUAAAAUUGGCUCCACGUUUGACAACAGAGUCAUGAAUGAUGUGUUUCCUGUUCAAGUAAAAAUGUUUGUAUAUUUUGCUUAACAAAGAAUGAAUAAAUUCCCCUAUAUAUGGAGACUAUUUAUUUAAUUGUCUCACAAUACACAAUCAUAAACACACUAUCCGCUGAUGUUUGCUCUUUUUUUUUUUCAAAAUUUAUAUUUCUAUAUAUCUAUCUGAAAAUGAAAAUAAGCCAAUCAGAUGGUAUCACCUGAAAGCCCCGCCCCCUGAUCUCACCCGCUCUCUAUUGGACACACAGAGCAAUCUGACGACUUAAAUAUAUUGAGUUCAUGAAUAAGUGUUAAAAUCUAUAACUGCAUGCUUAAAAUAGAUAAAGGUGGUCAAGUAUAUAGCAUCUGCCCGGUGUAUUCAUUAGAGGCAGCUGUAAAACUUGACUUGAUUUGACUUGACUUGAAAAAACUGCCUUAAAAUAGUCAAAAAUGGAUUUAAAUAUGUCGAGUUGAGUGGACAUUAGACAACCGAUUUGUAUAAGGAAUCAUUCAUUUUUUUUAUU